CACCCGCACCCGUUUUCUCUCCUCAGUGAGGACGACGUUUUCCAUCCCGACCAGAGAGAAAAAACGGCAGAAAGAGAACAUCUACCACGCCGGGGUUUGGUUGGAAAAGAGAAACCCUCAGCUGCUAUACCGGGAUACAAAUACUGUACCAAGUGGAGAUUACAGCGGUGUUCCCCGGGGCUUCCUUUACGGCUGAUCAGUGACUGGAAAGGAUGAUGCUCUGCUGAAUCCCCCCCCCCCCCCCCCUUUAUCCUCCACAACACCACUUCCAUCAUGAAUCACACCCCCAGCCCCCACCUGUCGGAGAGCGGGAAGUCGUCUGCAGGGGGCCUGCUGUGCAGCCUGGGUCUAGGGUCCGACAGGGGCAUCCGCUCCCCGGACAGCCUCACCCACACCCCCAGCCCCACCGGAGGAACCCCCAGCUCUAGCCCCCCCCUGCUGCUGUCGCCCGGGCUGGGUGGCUUUGGGCUGGGGUCCCUGGGGUCCAUGGGCGAGGGGGCCGGGGCAGACUGGGAGAGCAGGGAGGAGCUGAGGCUCAGGGAGCUGGAGGAGGCUCGGGCCAGAGCGGCACAGAUGGAGAAGACCAUGAGGUGGUGGUCCGACUGCACCGCCAACUGGAGGGAGAAGUGGAGCAAGGUCCGUGCCGAGCGGAACCGGGCCCGUGAUGAGGUGCGUCAGCUGAGGCAGCGGCUGGACUCCCUCACCAAGGAGCUGACCAGCGUCCGGCGGGAGCGACAGGAGCUGGCCUCUGAAACCGAGACACUACGGCAAGAAAAGCUGCGUCUCCGUGGCGACCAAGCUCCUGACGCUCCUCCUCCAUCCGCCAUUUCUCCAUCUUCCUCCCCUGCACAUGCUCCUGGUGCUUCCUCUUCCUCCCCGUCCAUACCUCCUUCUUCCCCUGCCUCUUCCUCCUCCUCCUCUCAGGUCCACAAUGACGGCCAGCCGGACAGGGUUGGGGAGGGACCGCUGGGGUCUCCGGAGCCAGAACCAGUGAGGGACGUGGACCUGGACAGCCAGAAGAUGGGUCUAGAAAAGGACUUGGAGGUGCUAGAGUCCGUCCUGCGCUCCAGGGCCCCAGACGGUGACCCUCAGGAGUCCUGGGAGAGUCGGGGGGGUGUUAACUCCUCCACCCCCCGCUCGUCCUCUGCUCUGAGCCGGCAGGAGCGCAGCAGGCAGCUGUGGGAGGACCUCAGCAUGGGGGAGGAGGACUCGGGGAAACUGAACGCUCUGCAGCUCCGCCUGGACGAGUCUCAGAAGGUCCUGCUGAAGGAGAGAGAUGAUAAGCUGGCUCUGAGUAAGAGCAUCGAGAGGCUGGAGGCUGAACUCACUCAGUGGAAGUUAAAAUAUGAGGAGCUCAGCAAGACCAAACAGGAGACCCUCAAACAGCUGAACCUGCUGAAGGAGAUGCAUCAGGAUGAACUGGGCCGCAUCUCUGAAGACCUGGAGGACGAACUGGGGGCCCGGACCAGCAUGGACAAGAAGCUGGCCGAGCUCCGAUCUGAGAUGGAGAGGCUGCAGGUGGAGAAUGCUGCAGAAUGGGGACGCAGGGAGCGCUUGGAGACGGACAAACUGGCCCUGGAGAGGGACAACAAGAAGCUGAGGGCCCAGGCUGAGGACCUGGAGGAGCAGUUGGCCAAGAAGCGGCGUCAGGCUGCCUCUGCGCUCGACACAGACCUGAAGGCCAUCCAGAGCGAGCUGUUCGAGAGGAACAAGGAGCUCGCUGAUGUUCGCCACGUUCACGCUAAGCUGAAGAAGCAAUUCCAGGAGAAGACAGUAGAACUCGCCCAUGCCAACCGGAGGGUGGAGGGCCACGAGGCUGAGGUGAAGAAGCUCCGACUCAGGGUGGAGGAGCUGAAGAAAGAGUUGGGACAGGCGGAGGAUGAGUUGGAUGAAUCCCAUAACCAGACCAGGAAACUGCAGAGAUCUCUGGAUGAGCAGGUGGAGCAGACUGAGAACCUGCAGGUUCAAUUGGAACACUUACAAUCAAGACUGCGGCGGCAGCAGCAGAGUCCUGGUCUGUUUGGGAAGAUCCGCUCUGCUCGGUUCAGUCCUGAGAACCCAGACGGUCCGACCAGCGACGUGGACGAGGAGGAGGAGGAGCAGCAGCUGCAGAUCCCAUGACGCUUAGACCUAUAGUUAUACAGGAUGUACUUCACUCAAACAUCAGCUGACACAUGAAGAACUUGAAAUAGUUUGUCUUUUGUGCAAACUUUGUAUCCCCGCCACAGGGAGAGCUGUCUACUGCUCAACCAGCAAGUUCUUAAAGGACCGCUAACACAUUAUGGGAGAUUUUUAACCCAGAUCAAAACAUCAAAUCAUUUAUCUCAAAUCAGCAAAAUGCACAUUUUAGCAAUUAAUGGAUGCACAUUUUAAUAAUCAAAAUACAAUUAUCCUUAAAAACCCGAAGCAAAGGCUGUCUAACAAGUGUUCCUCUGGAGGUUAAACAUGACUGAGGCAACGUUUCCUCUCUGCAGCAGAAUGAUUAGCAUGCACCUAAUCCUGAUGCAGAACACACACAUUCUCAUACACACUCACACACACCUCAACAGACUUGCAUUAAUAGACACACAGCAACAAGAUGAAACAGCAGGCGUGUGACAGACUCUAACGCUGUGCCGAGUGAGAGGAUCUUCUUUACUUCCACUAAACCACUGGAGCUGAGGCCAACCCUCUUCUCAGCGCGCUCACUCAUUCUUACCUCAGCACACACCUGUCCCCUCCGUCCAGCCAUCAGCAGUAUUAAUACUCUUGCCUUUCAAGCCUCUCUUAGCUUUCAGGAAAUGCAAUUUCCUGUGUAUUUAACGUUCACAAUCAAUGAUGUGGCACACACUGCUUUAGCCUCAUUAGAGCUGCAGGUUAAAGGACAUGAGUCUCUGCUCAAACUGAGAGAAACUCUAUCCACUGUGCUUAAUGCUGCCCUUCAAUUGCAUUUUGGGUUGUGCUGUGUUCAGAUGUUCAAUGUGUGUGUUAAGCUGAUCAUUUCAAACAGCAGUGUGUUCCCGGGGUAACUGGAGUCGGCCAUAAACAAAUGUUACCUUUCAGACACUUUGUGCAUACACAUGAGGGGGGGACGUCAUCAACAUCCUGGUGAAACAAAGAGGUUGCAGGCUGUAAUGGGACAGAAAAGAGGUAAAGGAUGUUCUUUAUUGCUACCGCAUUUAAAACGCUGCAUUGAAAAGUGAAAAUGUCUAUUCAUUCCAAUGGAAUCUGAUCAUAUCUGGUAUGGUGAACUUUGACAAAUAGCUCUAUACUCUGUCCAAGUGUUAAUUGUUACUUUAUUAGUAUUAACCACAGAGCUGUAAACAAAACACAUCACAGACCCAUGAGUUCACAUCACCUUCCAUGAGGGGGCAUACUAUAGAGGAAGUAAAACAAGAUCAGGGAGGCAAUAAUGUUGGCUAUAGUUUUAGCAUACUUCCUGUUGGCUAGCGUAUUAGUCCCAAACUAGCCCGGCAAGUCCUGUAUGUCAUCAGUCCUCUAACACCUUUUACAAAGACUCACUGUGUCUCUCUGACCGGCUCUUUCAAACAUCCCAUUCAAACUCUGGAAAUCAGAAGUAUUGCGCUUUGAGAGGAACAGAUUUCAAGCGAUUUUGAGGCAUUUAAGGUUAAAGCUUGUGGUUGAGAUUUGAGUUUGCUUCCAGGCUGUCAUAGAUCUGACAUCCUGUGGAAACAGAAGCUUUCUUCACAGCAGAAUACAGAACUACAUUAGGAAAGCCAAUCUUUAAUACAGCAGAGGCUCAAAACAUCCAAAGCUCUCGUGCUGCUCUCACUUUGUUGCUUCAGGUGAGUCAUACCAAGCUUCAGCAUUUUCAAAUGUUGCAAUUAUCCUGAAAAUUAAUCUUACAAAUACUUAGUAUUUAUAUCCAGUAAUUCCCUCAGGACUGUUUUCAGUUUGGGCUGAUUCACCUCUCAAGCAGCAUUCAGACAUCAUGGGAGAGAAAAGCCCAGGCUUUAAUACUCACAGCGUCCUCACAUGUACAGUAGAAGGGGUUUCAGAUACAGUGUGUUAUUUCUACCAAACUAAUCGGGGCUUAAUCUGCCACAGUCAUACAGUGGAUGGAUGCUGAUGUGAGAGCAAUAAGAAAUCAUUCCUCUUUCUCCACCCAGUCACUGUCUCAUUCUGAACUCUCAUGCUGGAAGGGGACCAAGAUAUUUUUACUGAUCAGGAUUCUGAACUAUUUAUGUCGUAAUGGUUUUAGUUUUUAUAAAUGAUCUGUACCACAGUGGUUUUGUAUUAGCUCUAUAAAUGUCUAAUGUAUAUAUACAAACCUGAGUCUGUGUCUUCCUUCUCCCCUCUCUUUGUCAGAGUAAUCUCUUCUUUUCUCUGGAGAAAACCGUCCAAUCCAUCGAGGCCUCAGUGCUGCUGACUUUACACUUGUUCUCCUCAAGGUAGCUCCUAAAACUGGCACGAAAGUAACCAUGGUGAUGACGUUAAUGUGAAUCAAAUCCUUAUAAAAAUUCAGACACUUCUUAUGGGCAGGAGUGUUCUCCACUGCUAUUCCAAUAUAUUCUCAGCUAGCGGGUGUACUGAGUAAAGAAGUGUGAGCUCUGCAUU
Eleginops maclovinus (Patagonian blennie) is the source of this 4557-nucleotide messenger RNA. It is a transcript of the gene ccdc102a, whose product is annotated as coiled-coil domain containing 102A. Gene Ontology annotation, cellular component: myosin complex. Bases 274 to 2121 code for a protein of 615 amino acids. Lineage: Eukaryota; Metazoa; Chordata; Actinopteri; Perciformes; Eleginopidae. The transcript has 10 exons. The record is from RefSeq and is a predicted model, not a curated record.